AUGAAUGAAGAACUUACCAAAGAGACUUUGAUUGUUCAACAUUAAGAUCAACAUCUAACUUAUACUUAAAUAUUAAAGGCAUUAUAACCAUUAAAUCAUAAGACAUUCAGAUUCAAUAUUCCUGAAAUCUCAAUUUUCAAUUAAGGUGAAGUAGAAUUGUUCAUUUCACAAAGAAGAACAAAUCUUAAUGGUCAAUAUAAAUAACUUAGAAAUUUGCCUAUCUAUAGACUUAAAGUAUUGAUGCCUAAAAAUGGAUGUAUAUGUAAGUAUGUCGAUUAAAAUCUUCAAAUGAUGACAGAUUUUGAAUUAAAUAUAUUACUUAAUAAAAGAAGAAAUGAACCUAUUUGGAAAGACAUACUUUAUUUAUAGUCUUAAUAUUUAAUGGAUUAAAGGGUUCUUUAUAUUGCAGAAUAAGAUGAUUCUACAACUUUAUAUAAAAGAGCUUAUAAUGAAGUUGGAAUCUUAACUAAAGAUAUUGUUAUUGCUUCAUCUUAAUAUAUUACAGAUGAAGAAGAAGAUCAUUAUGAAAGAAGUCUAAAUUAAGAGUAAUUGUCAUAAUAUUACACUUAUAAAAUUAUACACUUUCUUUAAAAAGUCAGAAAUAUUAAAAUUACACAUGGAAUCUUUAAAUGGAGUAUAGAAAAAUCACGUCAUUAUUAUUUUAUUGACUCAUAAAAUGUUAGUUUUAAAAAUAUUCUGGUUCAAGAUUAAAAAUUAAAUUCUAAAUAAUUAAAUCCACUCCAAUUAAUUGAUACUAUCAAUGAUGAAGUAGUUAAGCAAUAUACAACCAUUUUAAAAAGUGAAUAUGAAAAAAAAAAAAUGGAGUUUGGUUUCAACGAAAAAUAAUUUAAUAUCACUAAAGAUAAAGAAACUGAAAAUGUAUUUAAAGAGAUACAUAAAGGUUCAAAUAUUUAGUAUAAUUAAUUAUUUAGAGAUAUUGAUUCCUUUACUAAAUAUGAGGGUAUUCAAAUAUUAUUAUUGAAUAGGAAUAUUAUUAAGAUAAAUUAAAUAAAAACAUACAAUAAAAUUGGUUCGACCAAGAUAAAGAGUGUUGACUAUUUAAAAUUGCUAAUCUCCACAUAAAACAUUACCAGUCAGAUCAUUUACAUAAUAAAAAUAGAGAACCCCUACUUAUAAGCAUUAUAAAUCAAAUUUAAAAUACAAUACUUUGCCAUAUCUAUUAUAAUGCUGA
Molecule: messenger RNA, 1192 nt
Organism: Paramecium sonneborni
Lineage: Eukaryota; Ciliophora; Oligohymenophorea; Peniculida; Parameciidae
Source: the annotation of a GenBank genome assembly